CCCCGCAGGCGCCUGCGCAAUGGGCCGGCCUUGGGGGGCGGGAAGCGCCCGGGGGCAGUGGAGCCCAUGUCGGCCUUGAGGCGCUCGGGCUACGGCCCCAGUGACGGUCCGUCUUAUGGGCGCUACUACGGGCCUGGGGCUGGAGAUGUGCCCGUACACCUACCUCCGCCCAUAUAUUCUCCCCGCCCCGAACCCCCCCAGCCUCCCAUUUCCUGGCGAGUGCGCGGGGGCGGCCCGGCUGAGACCACCUGGCCGGGAGAAGGCGGAGGAGGCGAUGGCUACUAUCCCUCUGGAGGCGCCUGGUCGGAGCCGGGUCGGGCUGGAGGAGGCCACCAGGAGCAGCCACCGUACCCUAGCUACAAUUCCAGCUAUUGGAAUUCUCCUGCCCGACCUCGGGCUCCUUACCCAAGUACAUAUCCUGUAAGACCGGAAAUGCAAGGCCAGAGUUUGAAUUCUUAUACAAAUGGAGCAUAUGGCCCACCAUACCCCACUGGCCCUGGGACAAAUACUGCCUCAUACCCAGGGGCUUAUUACACAUCCGGGUAUGCUCAGACCAAUUACUCCACAGAGGUUCCAAGCACUUACCGUUCACCUGGCAACAGCCCAACCCCAGUCUCUCGUUGGAUGUAUCCCCAGCAGGACUGCCAGACUGAAGCAGCCCCUCUUAGGGGGCAGGUUCCAGGAUAUCCUGCUUCACAGAACCCUGGAAUGAGCGUGCCCCAUUAUCCUUAUGGGGAUGGUAAUCGUAGUGUUCCACAACCAGGACCAACUGUACGAUCCCAGGAGGACUCCUGGGCUCCUCCGGGUGCUUACGGCUUGGGAGCCCGUUACCCCUGGCCUUCAGCUGCCCCCUCAGCACCACCUGGCAGUCUCUACGUGAGCGAGAGCGCUUCAUCAUGGCCGAGCAGUGGCUCUCCUCGGCCACCUCCUUCCCCGCCAGCCCCACAGCCCAAGGAUUCCUCAUACCCCUAUAGCCAAUCAGACCAAGGUAUGAACCGGCACAACUUUCCUUGCAGUGUCCAUCAGUACGAGUCCUCGGGAACAAUGAACAAUGAUAAUUCAGAGCUCUUGGAUUCCCAAGUCCAGUACAGUGCUGAGCCUCAGCUGUAUGGUAAUGCCACCAACGAACAUCCCAGCAAUCAAGAUCAGAGUAAUAAUCUUCCUGAAGAGUGUUUAUCUUCAGAUGAAGGGACUCCCGCAAGUAUUAAAAAAAUCAUACAUGUGCUGGAGAAGGUCCAGUAUCUUGAGCAAGAAGUAGAAGAGUUCGUAGGAAAAAAGACAGACAAAGCAUACUGGCUUCUGGAAGAAAUGCUAACCAAGGAACUUUUGGAACUGGAUUCAGUUGAAACUGGGGGCCAGGACUCUGUCCGGCAGGCCAGGAAAGAGGCUGUUUGUAAAAUCCAGGCCAUACUGGAAAAAUUGGAAAAAAAAGGAUUAUGAAGGGAUUUAGAGCAAAGGGGAAGCCUGUUACUAACUUGACCAAAGAACUCUUGAUUUUGGUUAAUUACCCUCUUUUUGAAAUGCCUGUUGAGGAGAAGAAGCAAUACAUUCCAACUUUCCUUUGAUAUAAAACUUGAAAAACUGGUAAAGGACUUGGAAGAACAGUUGGGUUAUGAGUUGUUUUCAGUUUUCAGACCAAUGAAUGUAAUAGGAAGCUAUGGAGUUACCAGUAUUGCCAAGUAGUCUCACCCCUUAAGGAAUUUAUGGGUAUCUGCAAGCUGCUUCUUAUCAGCAGGAGGGAAAUCCACCUUAUGUAACAGGCUUAUCAGAAACCUACCAGAUAAGACUGGAUGUUGUCUGAGACAAACAGGCUCUGUUUUUUUAAACAUCUGGAUUACUUGUCAAAUUUUUGUACAUUGUGACCGCUUUCACCGUACACUUUGUGUGUAAAUUACAGCUUGGACUUUAGCCUUCUUGGACCUCUGUUUUGUUUUGUUACUUGUAGUUCACAAAUAUAGUGUUAUUCUCUACUUCUUGGUACAUUUUGUAGUAAUAUGUUUAACAUAAUUACUCAAGAGACUAUACUGACAGCCAGAUAGUAUGGCAGUUCUGGAUGAAUUUAUAUCUUUUCACCACUUGAAUAUAUUGCACUGUGUAGUGAGUUCCUGAGGUAGAUUGUCUCCUUUUUUGUAUAGAUCAUUAGGUUAGAGUUUUACCACUUCUAUUUUUCAUGUUACUAUUGGAAGGUUAAUUUGGAAAUGGCAUGGGUAUAGGAAUGAAAAUGGGGCUAUUUCCUUUUUCGCUGUCUUAAUCGUAUUUGGAUGAAGAUCCACUUUAAAAUUUCCUUUCUUCCCCCUUAAUUAUCUUUUUACUACAGCUGCUUCCAUAUGGAGCAGUGUGAUGAACACAGAUUAAAAAUUAAAUGCCACAGCACGUAGAAAUAAUAACUGCAAAAGUAAUAAAUACAACCAUUUGGGAAUGCUGUUCUCCAUCUAAAAUAUUAGCUUCACCAUCAGGAUCCCUAUGAGCAGAUUUCAGCUCAGUGUAUCUGCUCAGUUUACAGUAAGAAACAACGAGGGUAAAAGAGGAUUCAUGCUCAGGGAAUGAAUCAGCCAUAGCUAGGGUGGGAAAUUGUGUUCUUCUUUUAAAGGUAGAUUUGAUGUUUAUCUUUGUUUCCCUAGAAUAAAUUGCAUAGACAGUAUUGCCUGUUUUAUAAGAAAGAUGUUUACCAUCACUAAUAACAGUCAUUUUAGAGCCAGAUUUAAGGAAGGGAUAUUGAAAGGGUCUUAGCUGGAUUUGCUUGGGUAGCUCUAUGCUAUCAUGUAGAAGAGACUUAGGUAGAUAACUUACUUUUUUCAUCUGAAGUGAGUUCCAGUAUGCAGUAUCUGUUAUUGGAAAAACUGCUGUUUCUUAAUAAGAUAUCCAAGUGAUUUUUUUUCUUGACUGCCAGGCCUAUUAACAAGAAAAUAAAUCCAGCCAUCUCCCCUCCUUAUAAAAAAAACCAAUACAAGCAUAUUAUAUGAUGAGAAGAAGUAAAGUAAAAAUAUUGGCCGGGUCUUAGGUUGGUAUGAGUGAUUUUAUGAGAUAAUAUGGUGACAAUUUUAUUCUAGGAUUUUUAUUUUUGGCCUAAUAUAAGAAUGUUACAAAAGGCUUUUCUAUGAAAAUUUAAAAGUUAUACUUGAAACUAAAUAUUUAGAAGGGGGAGAACCUUAAAGCUGAGUUAACAUAAACCAGUGAGACAAUGACUAAUACAGGAGAGAACACUAUUUUUUAACUGAGUGCCCAAGAUACCAAUUUCCCUGAAGUCUUGAUUUUUUAAUCUAUAAAUCACACAUUAUACACACACACACAUAUAUAUGUGUGUGUGUAUGUUUUUUAACAGUUUUUUUUUUUUUAGUUUUGAGAUAAUUUUAGACCUCCUGAAGAGUUGCAAAAACAGCGGUUUCUGUAUACUCUACGCUCACCUUCCCUUUAUAUUAACAACUUACAUAGCUGUAGAACAUCUGUCAAGUUAAGAAAUUAGCCUUGAUAUAAUGCUGUUAACUAAAGUAGAGAGUUUUGAAAGUAGAGAUUUUCUAGUCUUUUCACUAAUGUCCUUUCACUGUUUCAGGAUCCAAUCCAGGAUCCUGCCUCGCAUUUAGUUGUCAUGUCAUCAUAGCGUCCUCUGAUCUGUGACAGUGUAUCUUGACACCUGAUGCGGUAAUGUAUUUCUGGUGUUAUUAACCUUAGCCACUACGUGAGGUGGCGUCUGCUAGGAUUCUCUGCUGUAAACUUACUAUGCUUUCCUUUGUAAUGACUGAAUGUUUGCUAGAGAUAAUGUGAGCUAUGCAAAUGUCCUGUUUCUGCUUAAACUUUUGCCCACUCAUUUUUGUAUCCACUGGCAGAUCUUGCUUGUUACUACGGUGGUGUUCGAAUGUGACUUUGUUUCUCUUAUUCCUUCUACAUUUAUUAAUUGGAUUCUUUCUGUAAGGGAGGGCUAUUGCUUCUGGAUUUAUAAUUUUAAUUAUAAUAAGAUAUUCAGGAUAAGUACAGACUUAGAACUUAAAGGUGUAAACCAUGUUAAAAUGAUUCCAAAUGCCAAUAUCAAGGAAAGGAAAACUAAAUUGCAACCUGUUCCAGAAAAUAUAGUGAAUAUAAGAAGGAAAAUAGUAUUCAUUUUUUUGUGGAUAUGAUUCAGUUCUUAGUAUUGACUCUAGACUGAAUUCAAAUUUUUUUUGGUAUUUCACAUCUGGACUUUUAAAAAGUGUCUAAGUUUAAUAUUACUUUGGGGAUGAUUUCUGUCAAACUCUUGAAUAAAGUUAUCCGGAUCUGGCAUGUUAAACACAGCUAUGUUCUCUAUAAUAAGCCACUAUUGUUCCAAAUAUAAACGCCAAUGUAAAUAUUUAGAUGAAUUUAAGUUCCAAUGAAGUAUUAGCAGGAUGGGCUGGUCUCUACAUUGUUGGUGGGGAAUUCUUUAAAGUGCUUUGAAAAAUGGGGUUUUGAAAACAGUUCUGUAGUUGGUUAAUGUAAUACCAUUAGAGGUGGGAAGAUUUUUUGUUUAAGUUGAAGAAUAUGGAUUAAAUUGGCGUUAAAAAAAGUUUUUUGGGGGAUGGAUACUUGAUGACUGGAGUUUUUCAUCCUUUUUUCUUUUUAAAAAAGUUAUGAGUUUGAAGACUCAAAUAAUUCUACGGAAGUUAGCAAUUUAAAGAGUCAAUUCUGGGACUCCCCUGGUGGUCCAGUGGUUAAGACUUCACCUUCCAAUGCAGCGGGUGCGGGUUUGAUCCCGGGUCUGGGAGCUAAGAUCCCACGUGCCUCGCGGCCAGAAAACCAAAACAUAAAACAGAAGCAAUAUUGUAACAAAUUCAGUAAAAACUUUAUAAAAAUGGUCCACAUCAAAAAAUUAAAAAAAUCUUUAAAAAAAGUCAGUUCUAUGAAAAGGAGCACUCUUCUGUUCCAGUCCCAUUUUUCCUUCGACAAAAGUAACUACUUUCAAUUGAGUUUUUAAAAAAAGUUAUCUCCAUAUUUUUUUAAUAACACAGUUGUAUUGCUCCCUUUUGAUUUAUCAGCUUUAGGUCAUUUCUACUGAUUUUCUGUUGUAGAGGAUGAAGGUUAGGUCUCUCUGCCUCUACCAUACACACAUCCCAGCUCUCAUCCCUCCAGUUUCUCAAUCCACUUAUAUGGUAAUUCUGUUGUACGUUAUUAUACUAUGUAAAUGCUGCCCAGAGCUCAGUCAUGCAGUAAACUGCUUACUUUUCUUUUCCUGAACAACUCCUUGUUUUCUCUGGAAUGAAUCAUUUGUCAUACUUAUUUUGUUUGCCUAUGUGCUUAUGACUGAUUUGACCUCAAACCCUCCAUCAUUUGUCUAAGUCUUAAGAUGCUCAGACACAUUUUAUCAAUUUUAGGCUCCUGAAGAAGCGUUCCUGGAGCCCUCUGACUGCAGCACUGGUAUGUUCCUGGUGCAUACUUUCAUUCUGGUCUCUUCUGUUCAUCCUGGGGAUUCUCUCCACUCCUUCUGUUGGAUUCCUUUUUUCCAUAGCCUGUGUCGUUCUCUUUCUCAGUUUAUUCCUUCAUUUUGGUAGAGCAUGUUCCCCAGUACCUUCCUGGAAAAGGGUGCAUAGGAAGUAAUUUUUUUCCAUCUUGCAUAUUUGAAAAUGUGUUUUCAUGAUCCUUUGUUUAAAACUUAGUUUUUCUUCCUGGAAGCUUGUAGGAUAUUUUUGUCCCCUCUACAGUACAGUGUUGGUGUGGGUCUGUUUUUGUCCAUUUUACUGGGCACAUUUCGUUCUGGAAACUCCUGCCCUUAAGUCCUAUAACAUUGUCUUGGGUUUUGUUUGUUUGUUUAUUUUCCUCCUCUGCUACCCUAAUCUCUAUUACAUCUUUCUAGAAUUCCUGCUGUUUCUGUUAUAGAUCUCUUAGACUGGUUCUUUGAUUUACUUAUCUUUUCACUUUCAUUUUUUGCCUUUUUGCUGUACUUUGUGGGGGAUUUACUCACCUUUAUCUUCCAACUCUCCACUGAAUUUUGUUUCAUCUAUCAUAUUUUUAGUUUCUAGGAAUUUUUUUGUGCUCUGUGUUCUCUAUGGGAUUCUGCUCUUGUUUGUGGGUGUAGCAUCUUAUAUCUCUGAGGAUAUUAAUGAUAAUUUCUUGAUUUUUUUUCUUCUCAAAUAAUGAAUUUCCUACAAAGUUGCAUUUUCCUUUCUUUUUCAAUCUCCAUCUUUUUCAUGUUAGAGAUAUUUUUUCAGAUGUCUAUUAACUUCUUGGUUGUGUUUUUUACAGUGUCGUUAUACUGGACACCCCAAAUUGCUUCUAGAAAAUGCUUCCUGACUAUACUGUUUAAUUAUUAUUUUUUCAUAAUCUUUCUUGGAGGGAAUAGCUAUUUUGAGUUGAAGUUGAGAAGGGAGGAUUAUCUGGAUAAUUUUUACUCCUCUGUGAAGACAGGAGGGCUUUAUACUCUAUGUGGCUUUUCUCAUCAGGAGUGGUGGGCAGUAGCACAUUUGUUGUAAUAAAAUAAAAUGUGAGGCAGAGGAGAUGCCAGCUGCUGAGAAGGGAGGACUUAGGGGUUUCUGAGAUCAGGGCAUAUUUUCUCUAGCCAGCUUUUAAAUGUUCUUUUAUUUUGCAAUAUAUACCUUAUCCUGGUAAGCUAAUGCCAAGGGUAGUAUUGCCAGAUAAAAUAUAGGACUCUCAGUUACAUUUGAAUUUCAGAUAAACAACAAGUCAUCUUUUAGUAUCAGUGUGUUCCACAUAUGGCAUGGGACAUAAUGAUACUAAAAAUGAUUGUUUUUCUGAAAUCCAGAAUAACUAGGAGUACAGUCGUCCCUCAGUAUCCAUGGGAUUGGUUCCAGGACCCCGCCGCGGAUACCAAAAUCCAUGGAUGCUCAAGUCCCUUAUAUAAAAUGUUGUAGUAUUGCAUAAACCUAUGCAUAUCCUCCCAUAUACUUUAAAUCAUCUCUAGACUAGUUAUAAUACCUAAUACAAUGUAAAUGCUGUGUAAAUAGUUGUAAAUACAAUGUAGAUACUAUGUAAAUAGUUGCCGGGUAUGCAGCAAAUUCAAGUUUUUGGAACUUUCCUGAAUUUUUUUUCUUUCCAAAUACUGUCAGUCCAUAGUUAGUUGAGUCUGUGAAUGUGGAACCGAUCAAUAGGAGUACCAACUGUAUUGUAUUUCUUAUUUUUUAUUUAUUUAUUAUUUGGCCACGCCACGUGGCUUGUGGGAUCUUAGUUCCCUGACAAGGGAUUGAACCCAGCCCUCAGCAGUGAGAGCGCGGAGUCCUAACCACUGGACUGCCAGGGAAUUCCCUAUAUUGUAUUUUUUUUCAUUAAAGUUUUUAUUUUGAGAUAAUUGUAAAUUCACAUGCAGUUUUAUGAAAUAAUUCAGAGCUUUCCUGUACCCUUUACCCAGUUUCCCUCAAUGGUAACAUCUUGCAAAACUGUACUGUGAUGUCACCGCCGGGAUAUUGACAUCGAUAUGGUCAAGAUACAGAGCAGUCCCGUCAGCACGACUCUUCCUCCCGUUGACCUUUCACAGCCGCACCUGCUUCUCCUUUCCCACCGUGCUAAACCCCUGGCAACCACUAAUCUGUUCUCCAUUUCUAAAUUUUGUCAUUUUGAGAAUGCUAUAUAAAUAGUAUUGUAUAGUAUGUAACCAUUAGAGAUUGUUUUUUUUUUUUCCACUCAGCAUAACUCUCUUGACAUUCAUCCAAGUUGUUUCCUGUAUCUAGUUCUUUUUUAUUGCUAAGUAGUAGUCUAUGAUAUGGAUGUACCACAGUUUGUUCAACCAUUCACCUCUUGAAGGACAUAUGGGUUGUUUCCAGUUUGGGCUAUUAUGAAUAAAGCUGCUAUUAUGUACAUUCAUGUA
Molecule: messenger RNA, 7765 nt
Organism: Balaenoptera acutorostrata (minke whale)
Lineage: Eukaryota; Metazoa; Chordata; Mammalia; Artiodactyla; Balaenopteridae
Gene: BAG4
Product: BAG cochaperone 4
Exons: 5
Coding region: 67-1440 (457 amino acids)
Biological process (GO): protein stabilization
Cellular component (GO): membrane; cytosol; nucleus
Molecular function (GO): protein-folding chaperone binding; adenyl-nucleotide exchange factor activity
Source: RefSeq, a predicted model, not a curated record